CCAGCUGUCGCUCCUGCUUCUCUUUCCUCCUCCUGCUGCUGCUGCUGCUGCUGCUGGCCAUCCUCUGGCCGCCGAGCCCAUGCCCGGGUGGCCUCCACCUGCUGGCCUUCCUCCUCCUCCGUCCUCCUCCUCCUCCUCUUCUCCCGAUGGGCAGCCUGCUGAGCGGGGUCAGCUUCAAGGAGCCCGCCACCGUGGAGGACUGCGACUCCACCUGGGAGACCGACUCCGAGCCCGAGCUGCAAGGAGAGCCGGUGGAGGAGGAGGAAGAGGAAGAGGAAGAGGAAGAAGAGGAGGAGGAAGAAGAGGAAGGCGCAGGAGGAGGAGAAGAAGAGGCGCACCAGGCUCAGGAAGAGCCGGAGAAGGAGCCGCUCCCUGCGGCAAGCAAGGCUGAGGUUGAUGGAGAAGGCGAAGGGGCCGAGGAAGAGGAAGGAGACCCGCCUGGGGAGGAGGAAGCUGAAGCCACGGGCGCCGAACAGGGAGAUGAUGCAAACGAAGUGACAGCUAAACCAAAGAGAAGUUUUUAUGCUGCAAGAGAUUUGUACAAAUAUCGGCACCAAUAUCCACAGAACUUUAAAGAUCUGAGAUAUCAGAAUGAUUUGUGCAACCUCCGCUUUUACAAGAAUAAAAUUCCCUUUAAACCCGAUGGUGUUUACAUUGAAGAAGUCUUGAAUAAGUGGAAGGGAGACUAUGAAAAAUUGGAACACAAUCACACUUAUAUACAGUGGCUUUUCCCACUCAGAGAACAAGGGUUGAAUUUCUAUGCAAAGGAAUUAACAACAUAUGAAAUUGAGGAGUUCAAAAAAACAAAGGAAGCAAUCCGAAGAUUCCUUUUGGCUUACAAAAUGAUGCUGGAGUUUUUUGGAAUAAAGCUUACAGAUAAAAAUGGAAAUGUAGCACGUGCUUCUAACUGGCAAGAAAGAUUCCAGCACUUGAAUGAGUCCCAACAUAACUACUUGCGGAUCACACGUAUCCUGAAGAGUCUCGGGGAACUUGGAUAUGAGAGUUUCAAACCCCACCUGGUGAAAUUUAUUCUUCACGAGGCUCUUGUGGAAGACACCAUCCCCAACAUUAAGCAGAGUGCUUUGGAAUAUUUUGUGUAUACCAUAAGGGACCGGAGAGAAAGGAGGAAACUCCUACGCUUUGCUCAGCAGCACUACACACCUGCUGACCACUUCAUAUGGGGGCCACCGAGGAAAGAGAAGCUGGAAGGAAGCAAAUCAAGUAAAAAGCUGUCGUCGCCAGUUCUUCUUCGCACCAGCUGUGCUUCUAAGCAUAAAAAGGCAAAGGACUGCAAGAAUGCCUCCACAGUUUGCAACUCAGGCGGUAAAACAUCAGAUGAGAAAAGAGCAGAGCGCACUAAAGAUGGCGAAGACUGUGAUCAGAGUGGCAAGUGUACCAGCAGCAGUCCCGAAAGGGCGAAACAGAGCAGUGGUGAAAAGAACAAUGAUGUUGAGUGCCACAACCCCAAACAGGAAGAAACUGGCAGUCCUUUGAACUCAAAGGAGAAUGCUUCCCAUUCCAAAAAACUUAAAGGCAAAAACGAAGACAAUCUUAUUCAGGACUGUAAACAUUCCGAAACCAUAGAAAACGACUCCAGUGACAGUAAAAACAGUUCAACAAAUACAUUGGCAUGUCUACAGGACAAUGUAGGUAAGGAUCCAAACCCAGUGGAAUUAAACACGAAAAACAAAGACGACUGUCAAACAUAACUCAAAUGACCCAGUUGCUUAAAUCUUCUUCUGAACAUGACAAAAUGGUGUCACCCUCACCUGUACGAAACAAAAUGAGCAAUUUCAACACUGGGUCCAAUAUUGAAUCUAUCAGCUUAGUCUCUGAAGGGUUAUGUCUCCUUUAUUUGACUUGGUUUACUGUUUGCAGUUUUCAAAGCUGUGUAUUAAGCUUAAAAAAUAUCUGCAUAACAUUCAAGCCUGACAGAAUUCAUUUGUUAAGACCUCUCUAUGAAAACUCCUAUUAUUGAUUAUUAUCUCCCUCUUUGUUUCAUAUCUUUUUUUUCUUUUUAAAAAUGUAAAUUGUUUAUACCAGCUAGAUUUCUAGGGAACCAGGGUCAAAAUAUCUCUCCAGUAGAAACAUGCUCAGCAUGCUAUUUUUUUCAAUAUCUGCUAUUUUUAAAAAUCAAAAUGAUUUAGGUUUGGAUUUCACCUUCAUAUGAGUAUAGAGAGCUGGUUUAGGCCUUGAGUCACAUGAAAGAGUGAGGUACAUUUUCUUGGUCCCAGUUCCCCACUUGGAAAUGAGACUAACAAUUUGCUUCCCAGAGUUAGUGUGAGAGUCAAAUAUAACAGUGAUAGAAAACCUCUGCCUGCAUUUUAAAAGCACUAUAGAAUUGACUUGUAGUAGGACUCAUACACCAACAUCCGUCAUGCCAACAUCAUCACACACCUUGUCACUUCCUUUUUCCUUGGUGAAUUCCUUCAAUGACAGAUCAUGGAUAAUGGGCUAGACUAUGUUGCAUUCAAUUUUCCAUGUUUUAUCUGCCCUCCAUUUGUUACUUAAACUUUUCCCAUCCAUCCUGUUUUCCUCUUUUCUUGCAGUUGGCAUACAUCCAAAGAAAUCAGGAGAGGGCCUGCCCCCAUGUCUAUUUCUGUAUUUAGGACCACGAUAGGAAGAGAUAAUUUUCUUGAAGAGAUAAUAAAGUCAGGAAAAGGUUAAACAUUGAAGAGACAAAGAAUUGAUGGUUGACAACCCUUAACGGUUAAGAAAGAAGCAAUAUUUCAAAGUUGACCUUUCUUCCUAGAUUCACUGGUGCAGUUUGAAGAGCCUAUGUGCAAAAGGGAGAAUUCAGCUUUUUUUUUCAUUCUCCCCCCAGCCCCUCUCUAAAAUUCUUACAUCGUCUUGCAGUACAUAGAGAAUAGCAAGGAAGUAAAAACAUGAAAGCAAACUAGGAUUUGCAAACCAGAUCCAGAUAAUUUUCUAUUGCCUUAUAAGUUGUUUUGUUCUUCUCUAGAAAAGGUAAGAUUUCCUCCUUCAUAGAUAGGUAGACAAAUAUGACAAGUUCAAGACAUGAGUCUUGCCUCCCUGAACCUGCCAUGUGUUACACUGCUGAUACCAAACUAGAAGUACUCCUUUAAAACAAGUGAAGAAUGCUUGUCUGAAAGAAUUGAACUUUGGCAAAUAAUCAUCAUCAUCAAAAUCUGUAUUUUAAAUAUGGGCAUUCAUUUUAAGCUUAGUGGUGAAUGGCUGGUUUGCCACCCAAAUUGGACAGCGCAUGUGCCACUGAAGUUCAGAGAUCCAAAUGGGGAGUGCAGUCAUCCAUGAAGGGUGGUUUGCAUGUGGGUCACGUAUUCCUCAGCCCUGGGGUGAAGUACUUAGGUGGCCAGAGUGGGAAGUUUUGAGACAGAUGGGACUAAGAAGAAUUUGCGAAAAGCAGGAAAUACACUUUAUACACAGACCAAAAUAAUAGGCUUCUCCUCAUGAAUUACCUAAACCAGUGGUUUUCAACCUGUGGGUCCCCAAAUGUUUUUGGCCCUCAACUCCUAGAAAUCCUAACAGCUGGUAAACUGGCUGGGAUUUCUGGGAGUUGCAGGCCAAAACACCUGGGGACCCACAGGUUUAGAAGCACUGAUCUAAACAUAAUACCAAAUGAAAACAUGUCUACCCCUUCAAACCUAGAUUUUCCUUGCUAAAUUAUAAGAGGUUUUUCCCAAAAACAAGGUGCAGAUGUGGGGUGAAAUGUUUAUCUGCAUAGCUUCUUAGUGUGCACAUUGGGUGAAGAAAGCCAAUGUUAAGAGUAGGAAAGAUUUGUAUCUGUAUGUUGUUCUUUUCUCCCCAUUGCUAUUUUGAAAUGCUCUUAAAGCAUAUAGUUUCAUAUACCUGCCUUCUGGGAAACUACAUAGGGGUGGGAACCCUAACCUAUUCUAGAGACCUGUAUCAGUGCUUCCAGCAUGACGGGAGUUACAUCACAUUGCUUUUCAGCCAUUUAUUUAUUUAUUUGCAAGUAUAUGUGCACAUUGAAGUUUUGGGAGCAAGUUGCUAUGAAAAAGUUAACAUUUUUUUAAAAAAAUUCUGGGAGUUGAAGGUGGUCUCCUGUGGGGAUUGGGGACUCUUGUGGAGGAUUUGGAGAGGACACAUAAUGGAGUCUCAGGGGCUGACACAGUGCCACUCUUGUUGAAGUCAUCUCCCCACAUUAAAAAAUGCUACUCUUUGAAGGACUCUGAGGUAGCACUGAAGAAGGAAGUUUUUAAUUUGUACCACACAUACAUGAUCAGUUGUUGAAAGCAAAUAAAAUGCAAAAGCGCUUCUGGUUCUGUGCUAGGAGGCACUUUACAUACCUUUACAGCUCUCAUUUUUACAGGUGUCAUGUGAAAACAAUAUGCAUGAGGUAGACUCUUUUAAAUUCCAGUUAUCCUUUUUUCCCUUACCACUGAUUUUGCAAGAAUGCUAACUUUGAUUCAAAAUGUAUUUGUAUUGGACUAUCAGUGGACUGUUUCAAAGCACAGAAGCAGUUGUGCUUUAAAAAGCACACAUUUUAUUUUUCUUCUUGUCAACAUAAAAAUAUCAUUAAACCCCGCUUCUUUUUCUGGAAUUCACUUGAGCAGAUGUCCCCCAGGCAAAUGGAACAUAAAGAGGAAAAGGAGGAAUUGUAGACAUUCUACAGCAGUGGUUCCAAACUUUUACCUUUCUGAUGCCUUGCUUUUCUAUCUCCCAAAUUCCUUGACCACUGGCAUUGCUGGCAGGGACUUUGGGGAGUUGCAACCCAAAACUUCUGGAAGACCAGACACCAUUUUUAAGUUCAUAGACACAUUAUAUGAGGCUGGGCAAUUCACCAAGCACAAUUCAUGUGUAAAGUCAAAGAGGUCUUUACUGAAUGACCUUGUCCAAUGAUCCAUGUGUGGAACAAUGCUCGACACAUUUCAGAUCCUUUUUGUCCCAGGUAAAUUCUGAGUUGGUAGAGAUUCCAAGAUGACUGAAGACAUUCUUGAGUAACAGAAUACAUGUGGAACAGGCAGAAGAUGCAGUCCCACACUUGGCUUUGGAUUGGAGCAGCUGGAGCUCUAGUGGCUGAAAUGAAAGAGUUGACUUUUAAAUGUUGGAAGUCUGGCAUGGAAUUAGCCCCCUAUUUCUUAAAAUAGAUUUUCCUCCACCUGGUGAUCUAAAGUAUUAGAAGACAGUGGCUAUCAUUGGAGAAGUUGGAGAAGACUAUCCUCAGGGCAGCUUUUUUUUUUUUUUUGAAACUAUGAAUUAAUACUAGGCCAGUGACAUGUCUCAGGAUUCCAACCGUACAUCAGUAAGAUCAGGUUCAUUCAAAGUUACCCAAAAGAGUGAACUGAUGAGCAUGUAUAAGAAGCAAAACCAAAAUGGAUAUAGGAUAUAGGUCAGAAUGGAUAUAGGUUGAUGAAUGGCUAUUUGUUUAUUUCUUAUUUAUUCAAAAAGCCUGGUUCAUUUUCAUGUAUCAGAGUUGGCCUUCUUCAGAAGCUAGAGAUAAAAAUACAAAUGUAAUUGCCUUAAACAUAUAAAAUCCAUUUUCUUUCAUAAAAGUGGGAUAGAAAUUAAUAAUAACAAUAACAACAAUAAUGAUCAAGCUUUGUAGCCAUAUAACAGGAGGAUUUAGCAAAUGUAUAAGGUUUCGGAAGAGUGUAAACCACAUUACAAUUUUGGAAAAAGCUUAUAUAAUUUGAUUUGUUUGGAAAAAGGAAACCAAUCUCCGCUACAUUGAUUACUUACAAUUUGCGUGAUGUUAGCAGCCUACAAAGAUUUUAAACCCUAUAAAAAACACUUUUUAAAAAUGUGUAAUUCUUAUAUUGGAUUUGAGAGCAAAAAAAUUCUACACAUCUGAUUCUGCCAGUAAUAAUAAUUCAACUGACUUUUUGUGUGAAAUGACCUCUACCUGCUUACAUAUGUGAAAGCAGAUGAUGAUAAUGAUGAUGAUAAUGGUGAUAAUGAUGAUGAUAAAAACUUUAUUUGUAUUCCGCCCUAUGUCCCUGUGGGGACUCAGGACAGAUUCCAACAUACAAUGCUAACAUUCAAUGUCUCCAUUAAACAAACAAAUACAUAAAAUCCCAGAGAAAUCUCGCAUAUGGAAAUAACAUUAAAAGCCUAACAUCAAAUUGAAACCUAACCUCAGUAAAUUAAAUCUAACAUCAAUAAAUUGAACGAUGUAGUCAAAUAAAAUCAUAUAAUAGCAUAAAAUCUAAGCAAACAUCUACAUGAGCUUACAACAGCCAAUUAGAGUUCAAAAAACAAUGUGGGUUGGUUGUGUAGUCAAACGAUAAGUCAUCGGGCGGGCAUGGACUAGGAGAGUCCAAAUGCAAAAUAGUUCUCAACCAGGGGCCCAGUAGUGAUCUCUCAUUAUCUAAUCCUCCUCCUCCUCUAUAUGCUAGUGAGCAGAGUAGGUCAGAGUUGUUUUUUGAAAGAGAGGAAGGAGGGGGGCAGCUUUAUUUCUUUAGGGAGGGAGUUCCAGAGGUGGGGGGAGACCACAGAGAAGGCCCUCUCUCUCUCUCUCUCUCGUUCCCUCCAGCCGUUCUUGAGAUGGGUGGGACUGAGAGCAGGACCUCUUCUGCAGUGCCCGGGCUGGCUUGUAAGAGGAGAUGCCUUCAGUCAAGUAGCCUGGACCCGAGCCAUUUAGGGCUUUAAAGGUAAUGGCCAGCACUUUGUAUUUAGUCUGGAAGCAGACCAGCAGCCAGUGGAGCUGCUGCAACAUGGGAGUGGAUCUCGCCCUGGAUGGGCUCCUGUUAGUAAUCUGGCUGCCCAUCUUUGAACCAGUUUUGAGAUGUCCCUGUUUAUGAGGAUUUAUUAUCUUCCUGCAAUAUCUGCCCUUUCUCUCAUGAUUUGGAAGACCUGGAAGGAAAGAUGAUAUACCAUACCUGUCAUGUAUGACAGAGCCAGAGACCCUUGUGUGCUCCUCCCUCUUAAUCACUGGUGGUUUUUUCAGUACCAUUUCUUCCCCAGCUAAUAUCACUCCUGAGUUUCAUUUACAUUUGUUUCUUGUAUUUUUCCCCAGAAAGAAACUCCUUAUCUUGACACUUCAGUAUGUGACAUGAUAAAUAAUGAUACAUGCUAUGCAUAUUAUGUUACCUGUGUUAACACGUAACAAUGUAUUUUUAAAAUACUCUAUUGUAGGAUAUGCUUUCAGUUUUAAAAAUUGUAUGAGUAGAUGCUUUGUUUUGUAUUUUUAUUUACUUGAAGAAGUGGUAAAGUGCAUUGAUCUGUAAUCCUUACGCAUCCUAGUCAAACUUUCACAAAUUUGAGAAUAUGUUUGACAUUUCUGCUGCCCACUCUUGCACCAUGGAGCACACUGAUGUCAGUAUAUACACCUGGUAGAUGUAUUUAUUACCCAUGCUAGAUGAACUUUCAACAGAAAAAGCCCCCUUAAAAACACAAGGAUUACUUCUGAAUGCACAGUAAUAGGCAUAUAGAGUUUAAUAUAUUUAGGUGGCACCAAGACUUUUUUUUGCAGCUAACUGAAUGCAUUUUUAUUUAUGCUGAGGAUAUCUGCAGUGAUUAUGGGAUCAGUUAUUAUGUAUACGAAAAGGUUAUGCUAGUUCUCUUGCAUUUUUAUCUGGUUUACUUUAUUUAUUGUUUGAUGUACCAGUACCAUGUUCAGAACAUAUACUUUAUUUAUCAUGUCAGAAGCAAACAGAGGUACAAUUUUAAUGUAUUUGAAAAGACAAACAAAGUUAAAAACUAGGCAUUAUACUAAAUGUCCUUUGACCAGUAGCCAGCCACUUGGAGUGCCUCUGGUGUUGCUAUUAGAAGGUUCUCCAUUGUGCAUGUGGCAGGGCUCAGGCUGCGUUGUAAUAGGUGCUCUGUGGUUUGCUCUUCUCCACACUCACAUGUCGUGGACUCCAGUUUAUAGCCCCAUUUCUUAAGGUUGGCUCUGCAUCUCGUAGUGCCAGAGUGCGUACUGUAUACUGUAUACAUUUAAUUUGUUCUCAUGCACUGAUGGGAUUAAUUUGUUCUUCCUGCAUAAAAAGUACUACUACCAUGUUUUGCAUAAUGUUACAUAUCAUGCUGUUAAUAAUGUGAUCGAGCCUUUUCUUCUCUGCAUAAAUGAAGCCAUUCCCCCAGUUUCUAAAUUACUUUGAGGAUCCUAUAAGAAACAAAUUUUCAUGAUAAUUAGAGGUUUAUUUUGUGUCUGAUCUCUUUCAAAGCAGCAGUACUUUAAGUGGUAGUCUGUGGAGAAGUGCCAGUCACCAAAACAUUGGCUACCUGGUGCAUGUCUGGGGGGGGGGGGGGGGAGGAACAUUUGUUGCUGAUGGGCACAAAUAUGGUACUGAUCCCUGGCACCAUGGGGCGGGAGGAGAUUUUCAGUCUGCCAUAUCAGAUAACUGGAGAUGUACUGAUCUAAACCGUCAUUUGCACAAGUGUCUUACCAGCUGAAUCAUUACUCAUUUACAAUGGCUUGAGUUAUUUAUUACAACAUUCUUGAGUAAGGUUUGGUGCCAGUCCUAGAGGAGGGUAGUUGAAACUUCAGCACUUACAUUUUUGAUAAAUUAUGAAAGCUAGCUUUCUGUGCACAGACCCUGUCCUGUGGUAUUUGAGUUUGCAUCCCGUUUUUUUUAAGGAUAGGAAAGCUUCCUCACAAACUGCUAAAGACAGCUCUUUCCUGUGAUAAUGGUGGUCAGUAUGUAAAACUGGGUUAACAACUUGUUGAAAUAAUUGUUUUGCAUAAACGUAUACACCUGCACUCAGUAUUAGAGCAUUAAACAGAGUUGCCUUGUUUGUGGAUCUACUCCUUCAAAAAGUAGAAUGUGUAUUUGCAGCUGCAGCUUGCAGGAUUUUGUCCUGUGGUGACACUUCCCAGCCUUGGGAUCCCCUCGAGUGAAUGCCAUAUUGAUAGAAGUGUCCAUAUCUUAAGUGCAAUGUAUGAAUGCAACUUUGUGCAUGAAUUGCUUCCCUACCAACCUGCAUACUGCACAACAUCAGGCUGUGUCACAUAUUAUACUGCUUAAUAACCCAUAUACUCAGGGUAACAUAAAGCACUUGCAUCAACUUCAGAAGUCAGGUGGCCAUCUCGGGAGUUCAUUGGUAAAUGAUGACAGCAGCUUGAAUUAAACAAGGACUAUCGUAAUAAUGUGUGGCUCUGUAAUAUCUUUUUAUUGUAUAUGUAUUAAAAUUGCCACCAUUAACUUCAUAUUUAUUUGUGAAAUAUGAUCCGGUAAAUGUAACACAAAUCACUGGAACACAGGCAACAACUGCAUAAAAUAAAGCUUAUUUGUUGAAGCAGA
Molecule: messenger RNA, 9182 nt
Organism: Anolis carolinensis (green anole)
Lineage: Eukaryota; Metazoa; Chordata; Lepidosauria; Squamata; Anolidae
Gene: ogfrl1
Product: opioid growth factor receptor like 1
Exons: 7
Coding region: 147-1709 (520 amino acids)
Cellular component (GO): membrane
Molecular function (GO): opioid growth factor receptor activity
Source: RefSeq, a predicted model, not a curated record